AUGACGGACAGUCUUAUUGAAAAGCUCAAGGCCUCCACCUUGAAUGAUCGGUCGGCCUCGGGCUCGGACGACUGGAAAAAGAACCUCAGACUUCCCGCUAAGGACACAAGGCAACAGACAGAGGAUGUGACCAACACCAAGGGCUUAGACUUCGAGGACUUCGGCCUCAAGCGGGAUCUCCUCAUGGGCAUCUUCGAGGCGGGGUUCGAAAAGCCCUCGCCCAUCCAAGAAGAGAGCAUACCGGUGGCUCUCACAGGUCGUGACAUUCUUGCUCGCGCCAAGAACGGCACUGGCAAGACUGCCGCCUUCGUCAUCCCCGCUCUGGAAAAGAUCAACCCCAAGGUCGCCAAGAUCCAAUGUCUCAUCCUCGUCCCGACCCGCGAACUGGCAAUGCAAACAUCCCAGGUCUGCAAGACCCUCGGAAAGCAUCUUGGCAUCAAUGUCAUGGUUACCACUGGUGGGACUGGGCUUCGUGAUGAUAUCGUCCGGUUGCAGGACCCCGUCCAUAUUGUGGUUGGGACUCCCGGCCGAAUCCUUGAUUUGGCUGGCAAACAGGUGGCCGAUCUAAGCGAAUGCCCCAUGUUCAUUAUGGACGAGGCCGACAAGCUUCUGUCUGUCGAGUUCACGCCCGUCAUUGAGCAGCUUUUACGGUUCCAUCCCAAGGACCGUCAGGUCAUGCUCUUCUCCGCCACCUUCCCGCUCUCGGUCAAGGAUUUCUCGGACAAGAACAUGGUCAGCCCUUAUGAGAUCAAUCUCAUGGACGAGCUGACUCUGCGCGGCAUCACACAAUACUACGCCUAUGUCGAGGAGAAACAAAAGGUGCACUGCCUCAACACGCUCUUCUCCAAGUUGCAGAUCAACCAAUCCAUCAUCUUCUGCAACUCGACCAACCGUGUUGAGCUUCUCGCCAAGAAGAUUACCGAACUCGGCUAUUCGUGUUUCUACAGCCACGCCAAGAUGGCCCAGCAGGCCCGCAAUCGCGUCUUCCACGACUUCCGCAACGGCGUCUGCCGCAACCUGGUGUGUUCAGAUCUCUUGACGCGCGGUAUUGAUAUCCAGGCCGUGAAUGUUGUCAUCAACUUCGAUUUCCCAAAGAACGCCGAGACCUACCUUCACCGCAUUGGUCGCUCUGGUCGGUACGGCCACCUUGGGUUGGCCAUCAACCUGAUCAACUGGGACGAUCGCUUUAACCUGUACAACAUUGAGCGCGAUCUCGGCACAGAGAUCCUCCCGAUUCCCCAGACCAUCGACAAGAGCCUCUACGUGUACGAGAAUCCCGAGAGUAUUCCGCGGCCCAUCUCGAACUUCAAGCCUGAUCCGGUCCAGCAACAGCAGCAGCAGCAACAACAACAGCAGCCGCAGCCGCAGCGUGAACAGCAGCCGCAGCCGCAGCCGCAGAAUCCGCCAGCUGAAGUGCAAUCACAAGGCCCAGCAUCGCAGCCGCGGCCUGUUGCUCCUGUGCAUGGAGAUUGGCAGGGACAAGGUUUUCGGCAGAACGGUUCCGGCCCCUCUGGCCCGCAAGGCCGUGGGGCCUACCAGGGCAACCGUGGGCCCUCAGGUUCCCAUCGCGGCGGAGGCGGCCGAAGCCGUGGCUUUCAGGGACAAGGGGGACGCCAGGGCUAUGGCGGCCAGCGUGGCGGCCGUCCACAGGGCUCUGGCCAGCCCUCGGCGCCUGUCCAGCAGGCAUAA
Molecule: messenger RNA, 1689 nt
Organism: Parathielavia appendiculata
Lineage: Eukaryota; Fungi; Ascomycota; Sordariomycetes; Sordariales; Chaetomiaceae
Product: DEAD/DEAH box helicase
Exons: 3
Coding region: 1-1689 (562 amino acids)
Biological process (GO): P-body assembly; cytoplasmic stress granule assembly; negative regulation of translation
Cellular component (GO): cytoplasmic stress granule; P-body
Molecular function (GO): mRNA binding; RNA helicase activity; ATP binding
Source: RefSeq, a predicted model, not a curated record